GGUUGGUGGUGUUUAGUGCUGCCACUACUUGGCCUGCGCUCGGGGAUUUACUUCAGCGGGCUCUCAAAACUUCAACUGGUGCCUGUGGUCCUCUGGAGUUCAAGGCUGCUGCAGUGGCCACCUGCGCGCGUCUUGCCCCUCGCCAGCCCCCUGCAACUCAACUCUCAUCGCCGCACGGUCAUUAUUGAUGUGGGUAUUUUGGCAAAUCAAGUCCAUACUAGUAAGGCACUGGAGCGGGUAUAUGAGAUUUUGACCAGCCUUCCUGGUCGUGGCUUGCAAGUGCAGCCUUGAGCAAUCCUUCUCCAAUCUGCGCAUUUCACGAGCCUGUUUCACCUGUCACAUCCGUCCAGCUGGGCCGCCUGCGAAGAAUCUGUGUCGAAAAGGCAGUGACAUGGUGGCGGACACGCACAGAGCACCACGCCGCGAGGCCAGGCCAGGCCACCGCAUCUACUCACUCAGCUCCCGUACGAUCCCAGCUGGCCGCGCCUUACUUCAGUAUCUGCUCCAAUACCAGCCUUGCGGGCAAUGUCCUCCCCAGCCAGAUCCUCUCGCGUCCGGUACCUGGCCAUUUCGUGGAUAUGGAAGGGCCGCCUCGGGCCUCUUGAAGGCAAUGAAUGGUCUCUCAACCCGGUCCUUUGGCUGCAAGGCCCCGCUGGAUUGGUGAAGACUGGGUAUGGGGAAGAAGUUGUGAAACUUAUGGCGCUGCUCUUUGAAAAGGACGAAAUGUCCUUGCCCCUACGGGUCUUUGAUCCCCUGGUGCAAAUUGUGUUGACAGAAACCUGGAGAACCUCGACUCGAGAGGAUGGUGACGACGACAUAUUCAGGAGUAAGGACAAAAGCUCAGAGUUUUCAAACUUUUAAUCUGUUGUCUCCUCAAUUCACAACCUAUCAUAACUACCUGUCCCUUACUGUCUGGUGGCGACAUGCAGGCGAGUAGAUGCAGCGCAACCACGGAGUUUUAAAUCAGCCCGGCCCAGGAGAGCCGUCUGAAAAUUUCAGAGUCGAUAAGGACACGAAUGCGCCCCUCGUUGCUCAGUGUCACUCUCAUUCAUUACCACGCUCGUUACACCCCGCUCGCUGGCCACAUCACUUUGCGGUGUAUUGCGCUGUUCCUGUUAACCCUACCUCAAAAAGCUUCAGUCGAAGCGACUUCCUAUUCCAAUUGGCUUAGCAGUCGACUGCGAGACUUGACGUUCGAAACCACAUGCCCUUGUCUCAGCGUCAUGGGGCUUCGAAUCCCGUUUGCUUUUCGUGGUGGCUUCUCCGGCAAGAGAAGAGCAUUGACUGUGGUCCAUAGACCGACCGACCUCCUGAAGGGCUCGUCGGCCUAGAUUGGUGUUACGAUUCAACCUCCAGCAACCGCGGACGCCGCUUCUGUUGAGUCAUCUGCGGUUGCAACCUGAAUGCUGUUCUCUGGCAAACUCGCUGCAGGUCAUGACAUGAUCCGAGGAGACAUUGCCCCAGAAUAACCAACCCAUCCUGACCAGGCUGAUUGAAGCUGCCAGCUGCACGCAGGGCAACACUGCUGGAGGCCGGGCCAUGUGUUGAGCACGGCAUUCCCGAGACCUGAACCACCCUGCCGCUAUGGCGGAGGAGUUUCUACAGACCCUUUGCCACAGGAUUACCUGGAAUAUCCCAGGCCCCCAUGAAUAAGGAAUCGCAGACGUACCAUGGGCAGUACUAACCAUCAGCCACCACACCAACUUGAACCUACAUGCAAUCUGUGCAACGCUGAAUGCAGGCCAUGGCCCAGUUGUGACAGAGUAUGUCUGAACCAGGCUACUUGGCGAUCAAUCUCCAGAACUCCCCAAGCCGCAUGCUGUUUGAGCAUGCAUGUGGGCUGCAUGUUGUUGUUUUUCACUCAUGUGAGUUCAGUCUGCUACAUCUCCUGCAUGUUGCACAUUUGGGGCCGCACUCUACCGUGGUUUUGUUUGCCUGUCUUCACCGUUGGUCAGUACCAAAAGUGGUGAAAUGUUGGAUUCAACACUUGACCAUCGCGCGACGUGUUUCCUAUCGACACGUCGAACGGAGAACGAGCUUGACCUGUGCAGUAGGGCUAUACUCUAGGGAUAAGCCAGGUCUCGCUCGACAUAUGCAACAGGCUACGGAUCGGACUCGGGCAACACUUAGCCAGCAUUCCUUGGGGCUUCAUCAGCAUGGUCGUGGCCCGAAAAUGCAGUUCCCCUGAAGCGCGCAGGUUCUCGUCACAACUAGUAACCCUGAGUCGUUUGCAAAGGGCGCCGCUUGCCCAUCCUUGACAACCUGGCCGACGUGGAGGCUCGCAAUCCGGCGUCCGAGUCGUGGACUCGUGUUGCGAACAACUCUGUGUCCGACAGGUUUUGCGAGCCAGUAAGUCGAGCAAGAGGGUUCCCAGGACAGGAGGCGGCUGGCAAUAGCUACAGUGCUGCUGACUUUGACCAGGCAAAUAUAAUCUUGUAAAUUUGUAUACUCUCCUAGAGAGGCGGACGAACAGGAGGUUUGAUGUUCCGUUCAUGCCAGGCCCUCUCCCUUUUUUCAUCUCAAGAUACGAUAUUUGGCGUUCGAUAUGAGCUGAGGUCAUGUCGACAUACAUACGAUGGAAACUGGCUCGAAUAUUUUGUAAAUUUCUUCAGUCGCGUUCAGAUCUGAAAACACCUUUUGGUAACUACAACGUCGUAUGUGCUUCAGCUUUGUGCUUGAUCAUAUGACAUCAUCUGACCCGGUGGAUUUUGUGUGUAAAGUAAAUCCGCUUUGGUUGUUGCAUGUAACAUAGUAGAGGAGACACUUUGCACAAGAGUCUGAAAAAUCUUUCAGCACAUUUGCAUCCCAUCACUUGAGGAAGAGAAACGUGUAUUUUUGUGCACGAGGUGCUACGGCAGCCCGGCGGCGGGAGCUCACGAAAUAUAUUCAGACGGACCGAACAAUCAUUGUUGACACGCGCGUCUGCGGACGAAAACCUCUACACCUCUGGGCAUAUAUUUAUUUUGAGAUUGUGAUAUCGUCAUACCGUGAAACUCAAGUGUGGGAAUAUCGUCGAUCCCAGCUACUACAAGAAAAGAACAGCGAACCUUUUCGCGAUCGGAUCUCGCAAGACGAGAAGGCUGUGAAGGGAUUCCACGGUAGGCUUCCCGCGCCGUGUCAAAGGAGCCCGAGUCAUUGGCACCCCUGAUAACCAACCUAUAUCUGCUUCACGCUUCGCAGAGAGUCUACACUUUUCGUCCAUCAUGGCGACGCGCAAACCCGUGAUCCGAGUGGUUGGCUCACUAAACAUCGACUUCGUGACCCGGACGCCGCGAGUCCCCGGGCCCGGCGAAACACUCCAAGCAACCUCAAUGACAGUGCACGCCGGCGGCAAAGGCGCCAACCAAGCCGUGGCCUGCGGCAAAGCGGCAUUUAUUUCUUCCUCCCACCAAGACGUGACGGUCGAGAUGAUCGGAGCCGUGGGCCACGGCGACCCGUACUACGCGACCCUGCUGAAGCCGACGCUUGAGGCCGGCGGGGUGAGCACGACGGGCGUGGCCGAGAUCGAAGGCGUGCAAACGGGCACGGCGACCAUCAUUGUCGACGAGGGGUCGAAUGGUGAGAAUCGGAUCCUGGUGGUUCCGGGGGCGAAUCAUCGCGUGGUAACGGACGAUGGCAAUGAGCAACAAGCGCAAAACGGAAAACAGCUCGUGUUGUCUUCCAGUGACGAUAACGAUCCAGACGUGGUCGUCAUGCAAGGCGAGAUUCCUCGGUCGACGGUCCUGGCGCUGCUUCACCGCUUCAACAACAAUUCGGCGUCGUUAGGGCAGAGGAAGAGCAAAACCUGCGUCGUCUUCAACCCGGCCCCCGUGUUUCCGGACGGCAUCCCCAUCGAUGCCCUUCGCGGUUUGGCCGUGCUGGUCGUCAACGAGACGGAAUGUUUGUUACUGUUCAAGGUGGUCCAAGAACUCGCCGCGACAGUCGACGAUGUGCCUGCUUCUGAGCAGGAUCUGGAUGAGGCGCACCUCGACCGUUUGACAGGGAAACUGCAUGAUCUUGCGGCCAUCUCGGUCGUUGUCGUGACGCUCGGUUCCCGCGGCGUGUAUUACUCAUCCUCUACUACUGCUACUACUACUACCGCUACACAUGGAAGCCAAGAAACAAGGCAACAAGAGACACAAAGAGGUCUGGUCCCAGCAGUCAAAGUCCCCAAGGUCGUCGACACCACGGCCGCCGGAGACACGUUUGUCGGGUACCUGGCCACGGCGCUCGCUCGACAUGUUUCUGGUGGCUCCCCGAACGACAGUGGCAAUGACUUGGCCAGCUUUGAUGUGCAGUCGGCCGUGACACGGGCGAACCAGGCAGCUGCCAAAUGCGUUCAACGAGACGGGGCUAUGGAGAGUAUUCCAUUUGGAUACGAAUUAUAAAGCACUCUAUCCAUACUUCUUAGUUUCGACCUAGUCCUGGAGGCGGGUUGGAUUGUAUAUAUAGAUGAUAUGUCCAGUACAUGCGCCCGACAACAGAGCGGUUCUCUCAUUUUCUCUCCCUUUUUCUGGAGGUGGUUCCGCUUUUUCAAUCACAAUUUGCUAGGAACCCAAACCGGCUUCCUCUUCUGCGCAAAAGCAGCCAGUCCUUCCCUGGAGUUCUCGCCCUCCACCAAGGCCUUUUUAUACCGCUCCUCGACCAACUGGUACGCGCGCUCGACACUGGCCGUCUCCCACGUUUCGCGGAGUGCGGCGCGCGUGACUACAAUGGCAUCGGGACUGAUGUCGGCUACUUUUUUCGCUAGUUCCACAGCCUCGUCGACACACGACUCGCGGGAUUUCGAGAUCUUGUUGAUCAGCUGGUACUGGAGGGCCUCAGAGGCCGAGAGCGUGCGGCCGGACAUGCUGAUUUCCGAGGCCAGCGGGAGCCCGACGUUGCGCACGAGUCGGGGAAGGCCGCCGGCGCCGGCGUAGAUGCCGCGCAGGGUUUCGGGGAGGCCGAAUGUUGCCGUGGGAGAGGCGACUGUCAUGUCGCUGUAGACAAGAAGUAGUUGGUUAGAGAAUCCUGUUUGAUGGGGCCUGACUGUAGUGGGAAGAGAGGGUUGUGGAGUAGUGGUGGUGGUGAAAUGUAGCAAGACAUGAUCAUCUGAGAUCUUCAAAGCCCUCGAGCAGAUGGAAAGGAGGACAAUAGACUUGAGACAAGCGACAAUGCACUCCGCUCCACGAGCAGAGGGUGAGACCCCCUAUGGUGGGCACGUCUGUAGGGACAAGGGGCAUAAGAAUGAGCAGGCAGAACAACUCCGCGCCUAGCAGCCAAAAGAAGCACUGCACUGACGGAGCAGGGGCCAGACCAAUGCACGACAACUUGAAGGGAUAGAUAACACCCAGGGAAACCACCGACCAAGCAAAGUCAAUGCCAUCCAUGGUGACAUGAAAUCACGACGAGACGCAUCACUUAUAAGAAGAGUUAAUAUCAACUCACCAAUUCAAAACAAUUUCAAAGCCACCACCCAACGCAAACCCAUUAACCGCCGCAAUAAUCGGCUUCUUGCCGACUCUGCGACUGAUCCCACCAAACCCGGAGGUCGGAUGCCAUCCCAAGUACGGUUUCUCCUCAAGAACCUUGGGGUCGCGUUUCCCCAGCUCGAUCAAGUCCUGGCCGGCGCAAAAGGCCUUUGGUCCGGCGCCCGUGAUGACCGCCACGCGCAACGUGGGUUCCUUGUCGAACCAUUCAAAAACUCGAUGGAGGUGCCAGUGGAUAGGGUAGGGGAUGCUGUUCAUUUGUCUCGGGCGGUUGAUGGUCACUAGAAGCACGAACGGGGCUGGAUAGGACAGAAGGACCGAUGGGUCCGAGGGCGGCGGAGGGAUUUCGGGCUUGGUGGAAGACAUGGUGUUUGUUCUGCCGGUGCUUCGUGAAACUAUUGUAAACUGCCGGAAACUGGUAAUAAUAGUGCGGUCUGAUGCCGGGACGGUCAAUAUAUGGUGGUUGAUGAUGUAGACAACGGAG
Molecule: messenger RNA, 5931 nt
Organism: Exophiala dermatitidis NIH/UT8656
Lineage: Eukaryota; Fungi; Ascomycota; Eurotiomycetes; Chaetothyriales; Herpotrichiellaceae
Product: ribokinase
Exons: 3
Coding region: 3204-4367 (387 amino acids)
Biological process (GO): D-ribose metabolic process
Molecular function (GO): ribokinase activity
Source: RefSeq, a predicted model, not a curated record